AUGGCUUCGAAACAAGUGACGAAAAGGCUACUGCUUGAGCUACGGUCAUAUGAGAAGGAUCCCAGUGACGCUCUAGUCCACCUCGGUCCCAUCAACGACGAAGAGCUGACCCACUGGACCGCCAUACUCAAAGGUGUUCCAGGCACCGCAUACCAAAAUGGCCUCUGGAAGCUCAACAUCAUAAUCCCAGACACAUAUCCCAACAAACCUCCGACCAUAACCUUUGUCACUCCCAUCUGUCAUCCGAAUGUACAUUUCAAGACUGGAGAGAUAUGUCUGGAUCUGCUCAAGUCUAGUUGGAGUCCCGUGUACUCUGUGAAGCAAACGCUGGAAGCUGUGCAGCAGCUCUUGACUUCUGCUGAGCCCGACAGUCCCUUGAACAUUGACGCAGCUCAGCUGUUGCGUCAGGGUGAUCAGCUAGGCUAUGAAGCCUUGGUGCGCUUCUACACCGAGAACCUCCGAUGGAACGGGGAAUGAUGUUUUCGUCUUUCUUUCUUUGUA
Aureobasidium subglaciale EXF-2481 is the source of this 501-nucleotide messenger RNA. RefSeq lists its product as uncharacterized. Lineage: Eukaryota; Fungi; Ascomycota; Dothideomycetes; Dothideales; Saccotheciaceae. The transcript is spliced from 2 exons. The record is from RefSeq and is a predicted model, not a curated record. Bases 1 to 477 code for a protein of 158 amino acids.